UAUCAUUACUCUGUUUGAACUGUCGCAAAAUAACAGAGAAGAAAAGCAAAAGGAAGAAGACAUCGGACCUGUUUCUGGCAUCCGCCAUCCUCCACUUGCUACUGCUGCAUUCUUCUUGAUCCCUCUAAUUACAGGGAGGAAUAAAAAGGAAAAAAAAAAGGGUGGGAUUUCAGCAUUUGCAACUUCAGAGAAAGUAAGGGGGAUUGGGGGAAGGAAGAAGAAUGCGCUCCGACACCGCACUCUCCUUUCAAGUGUUUCCUUGUUUCCAUAAGCUUUAACUAUUUGUUUACUAAUUAAUCCUCCUCUGAUUUCGCUCAGUUCGACUCUCUCUCUCUCUUUGGCUUCUUUGUUCUGCGUGCUCUGCGACUGCGACUGCGACUGCUAGACUGCGACUGAGUUCUAAGGGAAGCAUUUAAUUUGUUGCUUGCCAGCUGCACUGCCAAAAGGAUGAUGAGAAAAAGGAGGAAGACGCUCCAUUGAUUGCUGAGUAGUAAUAAGCAAUCGCUGUCCUGCUGCCUUUUGCUACUCAGUCUUUCUUGAGGGGGGUUUUACGGUGGCCUGGAGAUGAGUCUCGCCAUCGCGGAGAGGAAGGCACAACAGAAGCAACAGAGGCAGCCGGGUGGGUUCGUCGGCGUCUUCUUCCACCUUUUGGAGUGGAACCGACGGCUCGCAAAGAGGAAGCUUUUUUCUCGGAGGAAGCUCCUCCCUCCAGUUCGGGCAGUGAAAGCGGCGAAGGCGUUCGCCGCCGAUGAGAAGAUGCCAUUGGCGAAAUUGCUGCUGAUCGAUGAUGAGAACCACUACCAGGGUGAUUUUCCCAGCACGAAAAAGCUCGACGAUCUGGGACGUGGGAUGCGGGCUCCUGGGCUGGUGGCCAGGUUGAUGGGUCUCGAAUCCAUGCCUGUUGUCGCGCAUGAAAGGCCACGAAAGGCUACAUACUGCAGCUGCCUUGCCAACAGGGAGGAAAGUGGUGGGGUGUUUCACCGAAUCGAUCAGGAUCUGCGUGUGGAAUCUGGUGGGAUUGGGAAACAGGAGAGCAGACCGCAGAAGUUGAGGAAGACUGGAGGGUUCUUGGAGAGACAGCCCAUUGAUGAAGGCCACGGGAAAGCUAAUCUUCCGGGGAAGAAGAAGAAGAAGACGGUGCUCUCUUCCCCCUCAAAGAAUAGGCUUCACAAGCUACCUUCCCCUGUGAAAAGCUCGCGGUUACCACCGGGCAGGUUGAUGAAGGCUGCUACUAGAAUUCUGGAGCCUGGUUUGCAGACUGGAGGUCGGGCUAAAGUGGCAAUAACCUACAAGGAUUCUUCAAACUUUGACGCAGAAGGCAUUGAUAUCGUCACGACCUUGAAGGACUCUAAUGAAUCAUUCUCUGAUUCUGUUUCUGAAUCUAGCUUGACCUGUAGGAGAUUAGAUGACAAAUUCCGAUUCCAACCAGGUGAUGAAGAAACUCCGAGACAAAGGAUUGGUUCAUCUUCUUUUGAUAUUGGUAAUCCUUCUUGCUCUCAUGCUGAAAUUGCUUUAGGUAGUUUUAGUUCGUUUGCCUUGCAUGGUGAACAGUGUAAUGGCUUUGAGAUGCUUAAACCCGUUCAAUCUAAGAUCGUCAUGCAAAACAACGUGGAGGAACUUGGUCAGAAGAAUAACCAAUGUGCAUGCAAGACUAAGCUUGAUAGGUCAUCGAAUAGUCUUAGGAGGAAUCAACUUAGGCAGAAUCAAGCCAGUGGAAAAAAUGCUAUUUCAAGAGACAAAGUAGCAUUUGGAACCAAGGUUAGUUCAAGUAAGCACGGUGGAAGAGAUGCAAAUAAGCUCAGUAGUGCAAAAGGUUCUGCUUUUGUGGUAAGAAACGCAAGCAAAGACAGUUGUUCAAAGUUGGCUUAUGAACAAAAUAGCAAUAGAAGAGAAUUAGAUACUAACACUAAGAAGAACAUGUCGCAUAAGAGAACAAUAAGUACUUUCUGUGGAGAACAUGUUGAAACCAGACGCACCACUUCUACCAAGCAAAAUACUGGAAUCAGUUUAAGUGAUAGAAAGGGGUUUGAACAAAACACUAACAGGUCUGUCAGCAAAAGAUGUAUCAAAAGCAAUUCAAAUGACCAAAGUGGUGAUGUAUCUGGUUUCAAGAGCAGUGAUAUUUUUUGUUUCGCAUUCAAUUCACCGAUUAUGCAUACACCUAGAUCACCUUCUUACAAGGAAAAGGAGAAGAACAGGACUACAAAUGGGUACAUAAACAACAUUGAUUGUGAUGCAACCUUGGAGUUGGAUACGCGGAGUAACAUGAUAUCUAACAGAAUAGCUACAUUGAGAGGGGAUGAAUUAAGGAAUCUGCUUGAAGAAAAAAUUAAGGAAUUUACUUCCAUCGAUCAGGACUUACUAGUUAGAGCUGCAAGGCCUUUUCCUUGUCUAGAGGAUCUAGGAACUGCCUUCAUAACUGGACAGAAUGAACAUAAACAUACAGGUGCCUGCUCCGAGAAAAUUGUCACGUCUUCCUGCUCAGACUCAUCUUGUUUUCCUACACAAACACAGGACAAUGUCAAAAUCAGCCCUGCAUCAGUUCUUGAUUUGGAGAGUAGUCAGCUUAGCCCAAUAUCCAUUCUAGAGGCUACAUUUUCCAAUGAGAGUUGCUCAAUUGGGAGCCUUUAUGCCAGUUCAGGUGGAAAGCUGCAGUUUGGUUUGGUGGAAAAUUGCAACACACCACAGUCAACUGACACAGAGAAUGAACUUUUGGAUUCAGCAACUUCAGUUGAUCUCAGGCAUUUCGCUUCAAAUGCACAACUGUUGUUUGAAAAUUUCACCUCGAAUGGGCCAGAAGUUGGUUCUUUAGACAUUUCUCUAGAAUCAUCUCUUUUAGACUUGCUACAAGCUAUUUGCGACACACUUCAGAUACCAACCGUUGAUCCCUGUUAUAAUGGGUUAAAAGGAACAGAUCAACUAAGAGAGUUGCUAUUUGAUUGCAUGAUCGAAUGCCUGGAUUCUAACUAUAGCUGUUCAAGCAAGUCUGGUUUCAUGACAUAUCUUAAGAUACCUUUCCAUUUAACCCGAGAAAAAUUGUUGGAAGAACUUGACAGGCAAAUAAGAGAAUGGAUGGAUUUGGCAGGCAACUUUUUGGAUGAUUUGAUCAAGAAUGGAAUGAAAAGCUCAACUGAAAAGUGGACAGUUUGUAAGAUGGAAGUGUUUGAGACUGGCAUGGAUCUAGAGAGCAACAUUCUUCAGACUUUGGUGGAAGAAACUGUGACCGAUUUCUGCUGGCAGAUGUUGAACAUCAGAAGUUGCAACUGAUGGGUCGAUUGGUCUCAUAAACAAGCCCUGAUUUUGUGUUUCUUGGUUUCUUACUGUAUUUACGACACUAAGAAGCAAGAAAUCAAGUUUUGUACAAAUUGCCAGAAGAUUUGUGAAAAGGGUUGAUUGCUGAGUCGAUGUAUUUUUUUGCUCAAUCUUUGGAUUUGCUUUGUGGCCUCAAUCUACAUAUUAUGAGUUGAUUCCCUUUUA
This is a messenger RNA of Zingiber officinale, 3477 nucleotides long. RefSeq lists its product as uncharacterized. The coding region runs from base 565 to 3267 and encodes 900 amino acids. The record is from RefSeq and is a predicted model, not a curated record. NCBI's taxonomy places the organism in Eukaryota, Viridiplantae, Streptophyta, Magnoliopsida, Zingiberales, Zingiberaceae. The transcript is spliced from 6 exons.